Cyclopterus lumpus (lumpfish) is the source of this 2180-nucleotide messenger RNA. Its product is annotated as pleckstrin homology domain-containing family A member 1-like. Gene Ontology annotation, molecular function: PDZ domain binding. Lineage: Eukaryota; Metazoa; Chordata; Actinopteri; Perciformes; Cyclopteridae. The transcript is spliced from 12 exons. The coding region runs from base 215 to 1465 and encodes 416 amino acids. The record is from RefSeq and is a predicted model, not a curated record. Gene Ontology annotation, cellular component: membrane; cytoplasm.
GUAUCUCCGUGUAACUUUACGCUCGUGCCGGACCUGCCACACCGGACUCGGACUGAGCCGAACCGCCUCUGAUAUCACGUGCACAGACGUCGUGUUAUUUCAGCUCUAGAGAUCCUUUUGAGCCUGCGGGAGCUGUGAUUGGUCGUCGCACGGUCCCGCCUCCCUCAGGCGCCCCGGUGAUGCCCCGCGGCGCCCCGAGCUGCCCGGGGUUGCGAUGCCUUACGUGGACCGACAGAACCGCAUCUGCGGCUUCCUGGACAUCGAGGAGCAGGAGGGCAGCGGGCGCUUCCUGCGCCGCUACUUCCUGCUGGACACGCAGCAGGGCGGCCUGCUGUGGUUCAUGGACAACCCCCAGAAUCUGCCUGAAGGUGCAGAGAAGGUGGGAUCUCUGAAACUCACCUACAUCUCCAAGGUCAGCGAUGCCACCAAACUCAGACCAAAGGCCGAGUUCUGCUUUGUUGUAAAUGCAGGAAUGAGGAAGUUUUAUCUGCAGGCCAACGACCAGCAGGACCUGUUGGAAUGGAUCAGUGUUCUGAACAAGGCCACCAAGAUCACUGUGCCAAGGCCGGGCGAGGGUCAGACGCCGGCCCACACAGAGACCCCCCAGGAGGCACUCGGAGCCAUGAAACAGGUCUCCUACAAGACUGAAAUCAUAGGAGGAGUCCCCAUCACCACGACGACACAGGAGCAGGGGGAGGGGCUGAUUGAGGCCGAGCGUGGAGGAUUGAAGCGUGGUCAACUGCCCUACUUCCUGUCCAGAGGAGUCCAGGACCAGGCCGUCAUCAAGGCCGGAUACUGUGUCAAACAGGGGGCUUUGAUGAAGAAUUGGAAGAGGAGGUACUUCAUGCUGGAAGAAAACGCCGUCAGCUACUACAAAUCUGACCUGGAGAAGGAGGCUCUGAGAGUCAUCCCGCUGAAGGACAUUCACAAAGUCCAGGAGUGCAAACAGAGUGAGCUGAGGAUGAGGGACAACCUGUUUGAAAUGGUCACCAGCUCCAGAACCUUCUACAUACAGGCUGACAGUCCAGAGGACAUGCACAGUUGGAUCAAGUCCAUCUCCGGGGCCAUUGUCGCUCAGCGGGGACCCGGUCGCUCCGCUAUCGCCGAACCCAGUGACCACUCCUCUCCCUCCCCAACGUCCUCCUCCACCUUCUAUUACUCCGACCAGGAGCUCCACCCCGGGGCCUCAGCGGGCCCUCAGCUUCAGGCUGGACACCCACCGGUGGGACCACUUCCUGUGCCUGCUGCCGUGGAGGCUAAGCGUGAUGAUGAUGAUGAUGAUGAUGAUGCCCCUCCCCCCGCCGCGCUCCCGCCGCCUGUCGCUGCAGGAGACGUCGCGGUCGCAGAAGUGACGGAGGAGAAUCGUCACCGUGGAAACGCCCGGCCGAGGUCUGUUGGUGGCGGAGAGGAGGAGCUGAACAGUCGCGCCACUGAGAAGUCUGACAUGCAGAUUACCCUGAUAUGAUGAUGAUGAUGAUGAUGAUGAUGAUGAUCUCUAAAGGACACACACACACUUGUCUUCCUGUCAAACUGAUGCUUCAGAUGUUUCAGAUGUUUCAGAUGCUUCAGAUGUUUCAGAUGUUUCAGAUGCUUCAGAUGCUUCAGAUGCUUCAGAUGUUUCAGAUGUUUCAGAUGCUUCAGAUGUUUCAGAUGUUUCAGAUGCUUCAGAUGUUUCAGAUGUUUCAGAUGCUUCAGAUGCUUCAGAUGCUUCAGAUGUUUCAGAUGCUUCAGAUGUUUCAGAUGUUUCAGAUGCUUCAGAUGUUUCAGAUGCUUCAGAUGCUUCAGAUGUUUCAGAUGUUUCAGAUGCUUCAGAUGUUUCAGAUUUUUCAGAUGCUUCAGAUGUUUCAGAUUUUUCAGAUGCUUCAGAUGUUUCAGAUGUUUCAGAUGUUUCAGAUGCUUCAGAUGUUUCAGAUGUUUCAGAUGCUUCAGAUGUUUCAGAUGCUUCAGAUGUUUCAGAUGCUUCAGAUGCUUCUGAUGCUUCAGAUUUUUCAGAUGUUUCAGAUGCUUCAGAGCUCCAAAGGCCAGCUUCACUGAUGUCUGCACAUUGUUCUCAUCUUGUUGACCAAGACAUUUCCUGCUGGUGUUGCAUUGAACUCUGGGAAGAAACUCUGAGAUUUUAAUGUCAUAAAUUCUGUAAGAAUAAUUCUGCAAUUAUCUUUUGAUUAAAGUCACACAUUUAC